This is a messenger RNA of Ctenopharyngodon idella (grass carp), 6323 nucleotides long. It is a transcript of the gene fgd6, whose product is annotated as FYVE, RhoGEF and PH domain containing 6. Gene Ontology annotation, molecular function: metal ion binding; guanyl-nucleotide exchange factor activity. The transcript has 21 exons. Bases 544 to 4344 code for a protein of 1266 amino acids. Gene Ontology annotation, cellular component: cytoplasm. Lineage: Eukaryota; Metazoa; Chordata; Actinopteri; Cypriniformes; Xenocyprididae. The record is from RefSeq and is a predicted model, not a curated record.
AGUAUCCAGGUUUUCCCCCCAGACAUAUAUAUGGAAGCUGCACGGGAUACUUUGAUUUGACUUAAAUCUUUUGUUUCAACUUUUCUUUAUUUCCUUUCCUCGUUCCUUCGGUUAUCACACACAGAUAACGAUUUUAGGGCGAGUUUACUUUUUCUUUGUUCUCUUCAAUCGAUAUGGACACUGUUAUGGAGGGUAUAACCAAAGAGAAUAAAGAAAAGUCCCGUGAUUUUUUUUUUCCACUGCUGUAAGGAACUCUACCACCACAAUACAUCCGCCUGAUGACUCCGUCUCGCGUGCUGAUGCGAAAGCAGGGAUUUCAGCGCGAGGCAGUUCGCGAGCUCUGUUCCCUGAUCCGGAGCUCGAGCACGGGCCCGCAAGACGCUCCGAACUAAAGCACGAGCUCCGGAUCAGAGAAAAGAAUGAGCGGAGGAGGGCGCCUCCGGGAUUAGUCUUGGAUUGCUUCCCUUGGAAUGGGAAGACUACAUUUCCUCAAGAGAGCAUCAACAAACCCAAGUUUUCCCCAUUCGAAAGCGCUAUCUAGGAAUGAAGAAACCACCGGUCGCCCCCAAACCCAAGCUGGUUCAGUCGCAGAAACCAUCGCCUCCCCCCAUCGCCCCAAAACCAGAGAUCCUGCUGCCUUCACCCUCACCCACUGCGCACAAGAGAGGAAAACCUGCUGUCGCUCCCAAACCAUGCCUGCCCAAAGCCCCUCAGAAACCUCUCCAGCCAAGACAAGAUCCCUGCAAGACCCAGCAUUCCCCUGUCUCCAAAAAUGGGGGUCCUGCUCUACUACCCUCACACCUGUCACAUUACAUUAUACCACCCUGUACUCAAGGUCAUCAUCUAGGUAACAGCAAAUCAGAGGAUUCUAAGGAAAUAUGUGGAACAGCAGAGGUAGGUGUUUUCAAAGAGGGCGAGAGCCCAAAAGAACAGUUGUUUUACAAUGACACACGGGAACAAUCUUCCCAAUCUGAACGGGAACAAUUGCAUGCUCCCACAGACUCAUUCCACACUUCCACAGAGGCACAGGAAGAAACUAACUCUUCUACAGUAGAAAAGGACCAGACAAGUACACAAACACAAAUUAUCCAGAUCCCAAGACACAGUCCUACAGAACUCCUACAGGAACAAUCAGAACCACAGGAGAAACAAACUAGGAACUCCAUUUUUGGCUCUUGCAUCAGUGACAAUGUUAGUUACCCUGCACCUCCCAGCAAGCCACUCCCUGUACCCCAUCCACGACGCCCUCGGAGGGCACUUCUUAGGCAGAAUGUUGUGGAAAUUGCACCUUCAGACACUCAAGCAGAUACUCCUACAGAGACUUCUGAACACAUUCAGACAGACAAAUUACUAGAAAAUCCCGAAAACACUUCAACAAGUCAGGCCUACACUGCCACACCUCUAAAUUUAUGUUCCCCUAAAGAGAACACGAAUAACACAGACACUGGCUCCUCAACCAACACUGAUUCUUUGCACAAAGUAGACUCUUUUCACAGCGCACAUACUGAAGACAUCCUUCCUGAUCUAGAAUCCACUCAUUAUUCGGUUCCAACAAAUGGUGUAACUCUAGCUUCCAUGAACACAGCUGCGGAGGAGGGGUCGCAACCUCCAGCUCCGCCACCUCGACAGAAAUCCCUCCCACAAAUGGUUGAUUCCUUGUGCAAGGCCUCAACAUCAGUGGACAACUUGGUUUUGCGUUGCCAGUCAGAUCUUCAAGAUUCCUUGGUUAGGAGUAAAGAUGAGGAGGUCCAAAGCGAUGAUGAAGAUGAUGGAGCAUAUGGAGAUUUUGCUCGAUACCCAAUAACUCGGAGUCUUCCUAAACAGAUUAAGCUCAGCUGUGGCUCACAAGUUGCAGCUAUAAGCAAGCCAUCUUUGGAUGGGGAGGAAAAGUCACCGAAAGUCAUGCCUAAAAAGCCCCAACGAAACAGUCUUCCCGCAUCUGUUGUGUUGAGGAAGCAAAAUGCAUCUCCACUAACGCACACCCCCCCUCCGCUUCCUAACUCCAGUCCUCCCGUAUUCAGAGAACUCCCGGCACCUCCUCAGGAGAAACCUUCAUGGCGAGUUGCCCUGCCUAGCAUCCCUCUCUUCAGUAAAAACCAGCCGACUCGCAGUAACAGCCAACCGCAGGCUGGAGGUGUGGGAGCUGUUUUCGUCAAACAGAGGGCAAAGUCGUUUUCCUCUGCGGAUCUUCAGCGAGUGGAUACUGGAUCUGAAUCCUCCGAGCCGUUGGUGCGGUCCGAUCAAACGCGACGUAGCUUGCGGAAACUUCUAGAGCUGCGUGUGUAUGCACGGUUGCUUCCGAAGUUGCUUCGCAGUGGACAGUCCCUGGAUUGCACUCGUACUGAUGCGGAAUACGAGGAUCAUAAAGCCACACCCAUUAAUCAAGUCACCCCUGGUGAUGAGGAAGAAGCUCAAGGUGACAGCGAGACUGACUGUGGGGUGGAAUACGAGAACGUCCCAUUAUACGAAGAGAUUCCAGAGUACAUGAACCUGCCCUGGGUCUAUUCCAACCAGGAUGCUGACACAGGAGUGUAUGAAGUGCAGGAACCAUGUGAGGUGAACAGCAGAUGUUCUGUGAGUGCUGAUCUGUCAGAGGAUGGAUUGAGCUCUAAUGAGGAAGAUGGUAACAGCUCCGACUCCAGUAAGGAAGACAUGAGCCAAUCAAAAGAUAAAGAGGAGGUAGAGAGAGCAAAGAGGAACAAGGUGGUUCACAUUGCAAUGGAGAUAAUGAGCUCAGAGAAAGUAUUUGUGGAUGUUCUGAAGUUACUUCACAUCGAUUUCCGGGAUGCUGUUGCCAAAGCGACUCGUGCGAGCGGGAAGCCAUUGGUGGAGGAGAAAGUGUUGAAUCAAAUCUUGUACUAUCUGCCCCAACUCUACGAACUUAAUAAAGACCUGCUGAAAGAGCUGGAGGAGAGAGUGGCACACUGGUCUGAUCAUCAGAGGUUGGCUGAUAUCUUUGUUCAGAAGGGUCCGUAUCUGAAGAUGUAUUCCACCUACAUACGAGAGUUUGACCGUAACGUGGCUCUGCUGGACGAACAGUGUCGCAAAAAUCCUCCUUUUGCAAGCGUUGUACGUCAGUUUGAGACGAGUCCUCGCUGUGCUAGUCUUGCUUUGAAGCAUUACCUGCUGAAACCAGUGCAGCGGAUACCUCAAUACCAGCUCCUGCUCACAGAUUAUUUGAAGAAUCUUCCUGAGGAUUCAUCUGACUACAAAGACACACAAACUGCCCUUAGUGUGGUGAAAGAAGUGGCAAACCACGCGAACGACAUCAUGAAGCAAGGGGAUAACUUUCAGAAGCUGAUGCAGGUUCAGUACAGUCUGAAUGGUCAUCAUGAAAUCGUCCAACCUGGCAGGGUUUUCUUAAAGGAGGGCACUCUGAUGAAACUCUCCAGGAAGAUUAUGCAGCCUAGAAUGUUCUUCCUGUUUAAUGAUAUUCUGCUGUACACAACACCUGUUCAGUCUGGCCAGUAUAAAGUCAACAGCAUGCUCUCUCUGGCCGGCAUGAAGGUGAGCAAACCCAGUCAGGAGGCCUAUCAGAAUGAGUUAAACAUUGAGAGUGUGGAACGCUCCUUCAUACUGUCUGCCAAUUCAGCCACAGAAAGAGACGAAUGGCUUGAAGCCAUCGCUAAAGCAAUAGAUGACUACACUAGAAAGAAAAUUUCUUUCUUUUCCAGUCGAAGCCAAGAGUUGGAGGGAAUCUCUGAUGACGGUCUACCGCUGGGCUCUAAAGCUCCUAUCUGGAUUCCAGAUUUGAGAACGACCAUGUGUAUGAUCUGCACGUGCGAGUUCACGCUCACCUGGAGACGCCACCACUGCCGUGCCUGCGGAAAGGUGGUGUGUCAGGCAUGUUCGUCCAAUAAAUACUACCUGGAAUACCUGAAGAAUCAGCUGGCACGAGUGUGCGACCACUGCUAUAUCAAACUACAGCACAAGGGUGACCAAUCCAAUGUAACGGUUUCCCCUAGUGGGCGGAGUUCAACAUUUGCUUUUUCUAGAAAACAGAAAAAGAUCCCUUCUGCCCUCAAAGAGGUGUCUGCCAACACUGAGAACUCCUCCAUGAGUGGAUAUCUGCAAAGAUCCAAAGGCCAUAAGAAACCAUGGAAGAGGCUGUGGUUUGUCAUUAAGAACAAAGUCCUCUACACUUAUGCUGCUAGUGAAGAUGUUGCAGCAUUGGAGAGUCAGCCACUGCUGGGCUUUUUCCUCCGCGAGGAGAAGACAGGACCCGCUCAAAAAAUGCAGUUUAAACUGUACCAUAAAAACACACUCUACUACAUCUUCAGAGCAGAGGAUAUACCCACUGCUCAGAGAUGGAUCGAAGCGUUUCAAGAGGCCAUGAUCCUUUGACUGGUCUGGGUUGGAUUAAAUAGAAUAAAUAAAUGUCGCUGGUCUGGGUCUCUCCAGUGUGUUACACAGGUCUAAGGAUGCAUAAAUCAAAACCCAGUUUGAAGCAAACGAUGCUGGUAGAUGUAGUUUAUGCAUUAAUCUAUCUUAAGCACCUUAAUGAAGGCAAAACAACUGGCUGUUUAAACAGACUGCCUCUAUCGUACUUCAAAAAUAUGAAGUAUUAAUCCAUAAAUUUGUUCUUAAUGUCAUUUUUAGGAAACACAGCCUCUCUGUAACAGCUCAUUUUGGUGCUCAACAUUACCAUGAAACCAGCCCACAGAGCAUUCAGGGUCAAAACCACCAGGCAGUGACUCGAAUUCUUGCCAAUGUUAGAACGCUAGAUAUUUUGAAACGCUCCAUUAUGAUGUCAUAGGAACAGUUUGAAUCUAAUUGCAGGUAUUACUUGUUUCCUGAUGAGAGUUUAAAAAUUUGGUCACUAGUGUGAUUCAUAGUCAAGUCUGAAUGUGCAUGAGCAAGUAUGACACGAGGAAUGUCUGAUGCCAGGUCACAUCUUUGGCACGAUCAUGUGGUGCUGUCUGGCAUGGUGCAUUAUGGGAGAUUUUGUGAUUUCAACUGUGAAAGCUGGGAAAGGCGGCUUAAAAUGUUACUCGGCCUUAAUCAUGAAGCACAAACAGAGUGACUUUAUGUAUGAAUUGUAUGUAAAACCAUUGUUUUUACAACUGAUUUGCGCAGUUUUUACACGAACCGUUUUACGAAUGAUUGAUGCGUUGAACGUGACCAUUUGCAGAACGUUUUUUACAAACAUUUUAGACAUUACAUGCGACCAUUUACCCAAGCGUGGUUUUACAAACAAUUCUUUCAUUACCUGCAACAAUUUACAUAAGAACAGUUUUACGUAUGAUGCACACGUUGAAUGUAACAAUAUACAUUUUUUAAGAAUGGUUUUCAAAAACAGUGCGUUACAUGUAACUAUUUACAUAAUGAUUUUUGAAAGAUUCACGCAUGAAAUGUGAGCAUUUACGUAAGAAUGUUUUUUACCGAAAGAUUGACACAUUGCAUGCAACAGUUUUUAUAUGCACAUUCUUUUUACAAACAAUUUGUGCAUUAUAUGCGACAAUUUGCGAACAAUUUAUACAUAUUUGUUUUGUUCGAUUUUCCUGAAGAGGCCCUUUGUUAUUUGAUUUUUCAGUUAGCCUGUUACAGUUAGAAAAAUGUUUUUAAUAAUCUUAAACUCUUUUGUAAAAAAGUAGGCAUAUUGACUGAUGUUUUAAACAUUAUACUGGACAGAACUGGAAGUGUACAUAUUUUGUAAAUGGUAAUAUAAUGCAGGCAUAUUUAAAAUAGUUCAGGAUGUUUAAUGGCCUACAUGAAUUAUGGGUAGUAAAGACACAGUGCUAGGCUGGCUAACUCAGCACUGUUUUAACUCACUAUAUAAGACAUUAUAACACACCGGCUGUGAAUACAGAGAGAAAAACUAGUGCUCUUAUCAGGGAAAGAUAUAACACACAUUAAAUACUCUAAUGCACCUUGUUCAGGACACUUUGACAAUAGGUAUAUCCUGAUUAUAUUCUCUGCAGUUUUCACUAAAUCCUUCAUCAGCUCCAAACACAGAAAGCCACUGAUCUUUCACUGUUUGAAGGGUAACCGGUUCAAGAAAUGGAUUUUUUUGUUUUGUGCUAAUAUGUUCGAUAUUGAUCACAUUUGUGUUUUGAAUGUUUACAUUUUGUAAGAUUGUUUUGGGAAACAGAUACACCACUGUUUUUUUUCUUCUCCACUUUAAAGAAAAAUAUAAUUGCUAUUCCUGGUCAUCUUGGCACUAGUUCACUGUUGUAUCCUAAAUUUCUAAGGAUCUCCAGAAGGUUUUACAUCCUGAAGUAAUCUGUUAAUAUCUUGAGGAUUUCAAGGGAGUAGGCUAUGCCCCAACAUAAAUGUAAAGUGCAAAUAAUUGUUUUAAUAAAUAAUGUAAUGUAAUGAGAUAA